Messenger RNA from Racocetra fulgida, 150 nucleotides. NCBI's taxonomy places the organism in Eukaryota, Fungi, Glomeromycota, Glomeromycetes, Diversisporales, Gigasporaceae. The record is from the annotation of a GenBank genome assembly.
AUGUUUAUUCGGGAAUUCGUAUAAGCGUAGCUGAAAAUCGUAUAUAUAUUUACACAAUAGACGAAGAGUUAGGACAUGAAUUACUUAGCUUGCCUCAAGUAAGACCUUAUAGACAUUUAAUAGUAAUUCAACAAGUUGAUUUGGCCUUAA